Messenger RNA from Trichoplusia ni (cabbage looper), 2280 nucleotides. RefSeq lists its product as uncharacterized. The transcript is spliced from 4 exons. The record is from RefSeq and is a predicted model, not a curated record. The coding region runs from base 279 to 2240 and encodes 653 amino acids. NCBI's taxonomy places the organism in Eukaryota, Metazoa, Arthropoda, Insecta, Lepidoptera, Noctuidae. Gene Ontology annotation, molecular function: protein binding.
CUGUAGUUGCAAUUUUAACAUUGUGUAUAAUAUGGAGUCUACAACUCAUUUUUAUUCCGUCCGUAAAUUCUGUCAACGAACUAUUCAUAAAUCCAAAAACUAAGAUCCCAAAAAGACUACCGAACUGUUAUCGCAUCUGUCACAUCACAUUUUGACAUUGACAUUAAACCAAUGUUUUGUGCGCGAGCUGCGGCCCGCGAGCGCGAUUUCUGUUCGCAAUCUAUACAUAAAGUAAAGUAAAUAAACGACAUAAGUAUUUAACGAAAAUAGCAUAAAAAAUGGCCAAUGACGAUAGUAAGAUUGACGUAAUAAAGAAAAAGAAAAAUGCCACUUUCAUAGCAAGCAGUUUAGACAACACCGCUUCAGCGGAGAAAAUUAUUGAAUAUCUGCAGGCGAAUAAUAAAAAGAAAUCCAAGGUGUACACAUUGUACAGUCAAACUGUGAGGCAGAGGAGAACUACUGCAGGGAAGUACCUGGUCAGUAAGCACUUCCAGCUGGCCGGCCACCCACUGAACAUGUUUAGUGAAGACUGGGACGGAGGGCUCAACUCCGGGUACUUUGAAACAUUCCCACACAAGAGUAUGCUACCAAAAAUGAUAUCAAAAUUAAAGAACAUGGAUAAGAAAGACCCAGUCACAGAGUACAUGAAGGUGAAAGCAAUUUGGCAAGACACCUUGACUGAUUAUAAAAGGAUUAUGAGUCUAAUGAGCAAGAGGCAUAAAUAUGAAUGGAUAAAUGAUGAACUACUGCACUGCCCCAAGCAGUUGGUGGAAAUAGCAGCUCAUUUUGAACAGAAUCCAGAUCCCUACUUUGAGAGUAGCUACAACUGGUACUACGCCGGCCAUGGGAACAUUCUCCAGAUAUGUAUUGGAGGAUUUGAUUAUUUGGUACACAGUGUAUUUAGUUGUGUGUAUAUAUCAUAUUUUUCGAAGUAUAGUUUGGCAUUAGAAAGUGACUGUGUGGCUAAGUUUGACUGUGGAGAAACCCUAACCAUACUUGAAACAGUAGAAUCUCAAAAUAUCCUUGCUUUGAGAACUAAACACAAAAUAUAUGUUCUAAAAAUCCUUGAGUCUGGUGUCAGUAUAGAGAUAGAGAAAAUAAAAGAAAUGGAAUCUAAACUACCUUUCACAGGCAUAUCAUUUGAUGAGUAUCACAAAAAUAUAUUGUAUGUUACAACAUUAGAUUUUAACCUGACUAUAGUAAACAUAGAUAGAAUGACUGGAAGGAGUAGACAACUUCGAGGGAAUGUGAAGAGUUUAGUAGAUAACUGGAGUAGAGUCAUUGGAUCUGAAAGAGGUUACUUUACACAUAUUUCUAAGAAUUCUAUUACCCUCUAUGAUAAAAGAAUGAACUCCGCCUUCCAACGAUGGCGGAAUCUCAGAAAUAUAACUGACGAUGUGGCGUGUAACGAUAUUAGCGCCGCGUGCCAUGCUACAGACAAACGCUUGUUGUACUUAGGCACUGAUCACCAUCUGUUCCUUAUGGACUUACGCUAUAAUAAAAAAGAAAGGAACAAAUUAAAAGCAGUACAGAGAUGGACACAUGGUAUGCAAUGUUUACCAACCUACAUGACAGUUUGCAAAUUUGAAUACGACAAAGAACUAGUUUGUAUGAGCAGUCAGUGGUGUGAGGAUAUGUGUGUCGUCAGUAACUAUGCCGACAGACUUACCCGGCACUCGGACAUAAGUAGUGUUACCAUUCCGUACCGACCUCCAAGUAUAUUGCAAACUUUACAUGAGGCGAAAGAAAAAAUGCUUUGCUGUGAUUUACAGAACCCUAUAGACAACAGAUUGUGCAGUUCGAUUACUGGUUUGUCUGUCCUGGAACAAGAUGAUAAGUAUCAAAUACUCAUGCAGAACUCUCUAGGAGAUGUCUCAUGUCACACUUUGUGCCCACAGUACAUGGCAGACUUCUUUGUUGACACCAGCACAGAUCUACUAAAUGAGUGGAGUCAGUCUUAUAAACGGGAGCCAAAGGAGCUAGAAGUGUCAGCAGUUGUAGAUAUUAGUAAUAUUUGGAAACAGUUAAAGAAUAUACCAGACGAUUAUGAAUUUGGCAACAAUCGGUUUGAGAAAAAGGUAUGCAAAUUCAAUGAACAAGAAAUAUAUGAUUCAUUUGCUAAGGAACAACUCGAGACUGGACUUCUGGAUGUAUGGACGAAGCAAAAUGAGACCACAAAGAAUGAAUCGAACUUCAGCUUGUUCUUCUGUGAGGAUGAUGAUGAUGAUGAUGAAAAAUAAAACAAUUACUUUAAUUAUAAACAACUAUAUUUCCUACCUA